AUGGUCGCGCGAAGGACUGUACACUCGCAAUCCCGUGGAAUACAGGAUUGGACCCCAGGCUCCCUGUCCUGGCGAAGUGCUGAAACUGCGGCUGCUCGUAUGCGUUUCCUGUGUGAUGUAGCUGGUGCUGCUUGUCCAGCGCCGUCAAGGUCAAUUGACACAGCGAGUCGAGAUCCGGCCGGCAGAAGAAGUAGGCAGCGAAGGGAAAAGAAGAGAAGAAGUAAAAGAAGAAUAAAACGAGAGGAAGAGGCGAGCUUCGCGAGGAAGAUAAAAAGCAGAAGCAGCAGAAGCAGCAGAAGCAGCAGAAGAAGAAGAAAAGUCCAGGGGCGAGAUGAAGGGGCUUCAAGGCGAACCCGCUAG
This is a messenger RNA of Nannizzia gypsea CBS 118893, 360 nucleotides long. RefSeq lists its product as hypothetical. The transcript has a single exon. The coding region runs from base 1 to 360 and encodes 119 amino acids. Lineage: Eukaryota; Fungi; Ascomycota; Eurotiomycetes; Onygenales; Arthrodermataceae. The record is from RefSeq and is a predicted model, not a curated record.